Molecule: messenger RNA, 341 nt
Organism: Aureobasidium pullulans EXF-150
Lineage: Eukaryota; Fungi; Ascomycota; Dothideomycetes; Dothideales; Saccotheciaceae
Exons: 1
Coding region: 37-312 (91 amino acids)
Source: RefSeq, a predicted model, not a curated record
CCGUGGUGAUCUUCUGACGCACUGCUGUCGUUCAUUAUGGUUAUGCUCAUGCUCAAAGGUGCACCUGUCACGCACUUCGGCAUCUCCUGUCUAAUGAUGCCUGGGGACAUUAAUACUACUCCGCAAAGCGCAAUCAUAAUCUCCUCUCCGUGUUGGCCAUGCUCCUCCACAGAGCGCAAUCACAAUCUCGUCUCAAGGUUGACAUUGCACUAUUUUGAUGAUCUUGAUCUUAUCUGUUGCAACCACAACCCUGACGAGCACCAUGGGCUUCUCUGGUACCUGACUAGACUUGUGCUCCAAUGCUGCUAUUGACCUGCUGCCAUAUAUAAAACAGCUGCAUG